Messenger RNA from Rhopalosiphum padi (bird cherry-oat aphid), 1401 nucleotides. RefSeq names its product nuclear envelope integral membrane protein (gene Nemp). The record is from RefSeq and is a predicted model, not a curated record. The transcript is spliced from 8 exons. Gene Ontology annotation, cellular component: nuclear envelope. The coding region runs from base 10 to 1254 and encodes 414 amino acids. NCBI's taxonomy places the organism in Eukaryota, Metazoa, Arthropoda, Insecta, Hemiptera, Aphididae.
AAUUUUAAAAUGAUGACAUUAAAGACUGGUUUCUUAUUUCUCACACUCAUAUCUUUCAUUCACUCGAAACCAAACAGUAUAGUGUAUCCAGUCAAUGCAGAAGAUAAAAAAAAUUGUUGUUCUUCGUCUGAAAGAGCAUACUCAUUACCUCCAAUCUAUUGCUAUGCAGGAAAUGAAAAAAGUGUACUUAACGUUUUUCAAACAAUUACCGUGGAUUUAAUAAUUGAAAAAACAGAUGAUUUCAUAAUAUAUCAAGGAGUAGAUCAGUAUGCAGUUGAAGAACAAAUGCUAUCUGAUGAGGCUAUAUUAUCUUUGAACAAAAUAAUAUCCUAUGUUUGGAAACGAAAGGAUUUCAAAUUGGAUCCAUUUCAGCCAUCUUGUUUUAGUAUCAGAACAAAUGCCGAUUUUAAAAUAAUAACUCACUCAACUGCAUUAGAUAUUAAGAGACUGGCAAUGUUUAUAGUUGGUAUUUUUCUAUUUGGGUAUUCAGCUAGAUUAAGCCAUAAUUCAUUGUUUUAUUACUUGUGUGGUAUUACAGUAGGCGUAACUGCUUCAUUUGUAAUUAUAAUAUUACUCAUCAGUCGAUUAAUCCCUAAAAAAAGAAUGAUGGUGGGAUACUUAGGAGCAAGUUGUAUGUUAAGUCUCUAUGCUAUUCAAAUGUUGAUAGAGAAUCUCAAUAUGAUAUUAAUGUUGUAUUAUAAGUAUAUAUUGGGAUAUAUUGUUUUUUCUAUGUUGGUCAGUUUUGUGGUUUGCUAUAGAUAUGGACCAGUAACAAAUCCAAGAUCCAUCGACCUUAUAAGAUGGACAUUACAAGUAAUUGGUUUGGCUUUAGUUAUAUCAUGUAGUUUUCAUUUAGAAGCAAUGGUUUUUGUGGAUAUUUUAAGUAUUAUACUGUAUUACACAAAGUGUUCACUGCCUAUUGGAUUAUUACCUAAAAAAAAACCAAAACUUCGAUUAUUAUCUGAAGACGAGUAUAUACAACAAUCAUUGAUCGAAACACCUAAAGCACUUGAAGAACUGCGAAAAUACUGUCAAAGUCCAAAUUGUGAUUCAUGGAAGGUUGUGAGCAGGUUACGUGAUCCUAAAAAAUUUGCAGAAUUCAUGGAAACAUCAGCUCAUGUUAGUGCAAAUGCAGUUGAUGAGCACGAAAAAGAAUUGGAAGAUUAUGAAACAGAGUACAAUGAUUCAGUUUCAGACGAUGAUACUUCUUCUGACGAUAUAAAAAAAUUAGAGUAUACGAGUGAUAGUGAAUAAAAUAUGAUAACUUACUUAAUGUAUAUAAUUUUAAUAUUAAUAUAUUUUUUUUUAUAUAUAUAUAAAAAUGUAAAUAACUGUGUUGUUAUUCUUGUGUUAUUAAUUUUUUUUUUUUUAUUGGCCUUAAAAUUAAAAUAGCAAGCAACU